AUGUCUGCAGAGAAGGUAAAAGGGUGGGGUUGUGGUUUUGUGGGUUUUUUGAUGAACAUUUCAUAAUGAGAUUUAUUUUUAUGUUCAUUCAGCUGCUGUGUGAUGACAGGUCAUAAAUAUUGAAAAUUAGUCUUACAGGCUCUUGGUAUUGAUGCAGAAAUUGCAAACUUUUGUUCAUGAACAGUUACGUAAAAUUCCACGACAGAGUUUCGAGUUAAGGUGCAAAUUAUUUCAUAUUUUCUGAGGCUGAUGUUUUGUGUUUUAGUGUUUCAGUUUUCCAAAUCUAGAAACUAAAUGGACCGUCUUUCUUUGUAUCUGAUUUAUGUUUUUUUACUCCGAUGGAGCAUGCACAGAUCUCCUCUGCUGCGCCAUGCGUCUUCAAAAGCACGCAUGAGGGAUUGAAGGAUGUCGGUAAUCCUCGACCUCUCAUAGUGCUGCUGAGGUCACAUCCGAACCAAAUACAAGAGGAUAUAUAUUUACUCAUGGGUCGUCUUUCUUUAACGCCUGUUCAUUCACAGUCAAAAGUUCUUUCUAAAUAUGAAAAACAAUGAUGUGUGUCAACAUUGUUUAACCAUUUGAGCUGAUGCUAAGGGAUCUUGCAUGCUUACAGAAAAUAGGUUAAGUCAUUGUAGCUAUUAUGUAAUAUCCUGAAGAUGGCCUACAAUUAUAAAUUCAUGGGGAAUAUUAUGCGACAAGUGUCAGCCUGUCCAAAACUUACAAACACAUCCUGAAUUUUUGAUCAAUUAUUUACAAAUGCUUCGAUCAGAACGAUGAGAUGUUCGAGCGUGCUGAGUGGAACCCAAGUUUUCCAAGGAUCCCUCAAAUGUCUUAAGUACAUAAAAAAAAAAACAUUUUUAUUCUGUUUUUAAAGAAUAUAAAGACCGUACUUUACACUAAUACUCUCUGAAAAUAUCAAAUCACAUUUAACAACUUUAACCACGACUCUUUACCGCAAAAUCAAACCAUCAGACUGAGAUGUGAACACAAAUAGACUCCAUCGAGGCCGGAUCUACAUCUAAUAGGAUUACCUGUCUCCGCUGGCCGCAAUCACUCUGACCUCCUUCUUCGUGACCUGAGAUAGUAACACACAGGUCCUGUUCACUUGUGCAGAUUUAGCAGAUUUAGAGUUCUCACACUCGUGAAGAGCUAGAAAAGCAAAAUAACCAGUUCAGCGAUUACUUAUUACUAUAAAACUCAAUUUACUGGCCUUGUGAUGAAGUACACCUCUAUAAUGUGAUCCAGUACAGUAACUCUGCUGUGAAUUUAAAGUUAAAGAUCCUUUAUUUUUUGAGGAAGUCCAUUGAAUUGUCAUUUUUUCUGCAUGUUAAUGUGGAGGGCUGUUUUAAACCUUUAGUGCAUUUUAAUAAAACAAACAUUCACAGCUCCUUUGAGGAGUUUCUAACUGGUUAUGAAACCGACUAAAUUUAGCAGUGAUGCCUCUUUUGUGACCUUUGAAAGCAGACUAGACCAUCAGCAUUUAUACGAUGUACUGUCACUUUAAACCACUAUGUCGGAGUCAGACAGCUUAACGAAGAAACCUCCACCUAUUAAGUAUUUGCAGUAAAUAUUUAUAAUAAGUGAUGCUAGUUGACCCAAAAAAAACUAGAUUAAAUUUUGGUCAGAAAACAUGACAGUGAGAUGUACACUCUGCAUGUUUAAUGCACUUAAGUUUGAGACUACUGCACACUACAUCCACAAAAAUACAAAUGUAGUUAAAGCACUUGUGAGUGAUUUUUACUUUCCAUUGAUUAUGGCGCCCCCUGUGGACAAAAGUGCAUUUCUUUUCUCUCUUUUUUUUCCACAUGGGAUUUCAUUUAAUAUUGUACACAUCAGGCAGAGUUAAUCAAAGUCGAACAUUUCUGUGUUUCUACAUGCUAAGUUAAUUGUGGAAAUAACAUUUAAUGUAAUUUCUGCAUUAAUUACGUUAAAUUAAUUACAUCAAAUCUGCAUGUAGUGGCACAUGAAGUGGAGGUUAUGUCUAAGCAAUAUCCUCAAAAAGACAAGAGUAUGUUUGAGCACAUAGAUGCAAACUGUGUGGGAGGAUCACAUUAUCAGAGAUUUGAGAUCUGGACAGACUCAAGAGAAUUAUUAUUUUUUUAGUCUUGAUGAAUAAGCACAAAAAAUGGUUUGAAUGCAAAAUAACAGACAAGUAGGAGUGAACAGAUGUGCAUCAGAGCGCUCUUUUCAUGUCCAUGUCAAAAGUCAUUUUUAUUUUAAUAUUUUGACUUCACAGGAUAAGAUCAUGUAUAAAGAGUGUAUGAACCAUAGACUGUAUACAGAAUGGACGCCGUCAUGUGAAGCCUCUGCGAGAAACAGCACCCUCUGGUGACGGGCUGCAGUAUAGGUCAUAGACCCCGCCUCCUCCAGCAAUCCCUAUGGAGCUGUGGAAAAACUUGAAAAAAACUUGAAAAAAAAAUAAUGACACAGAAUAUAAAUGUUUCUCCCCCUGGUUGUGAUGUUGACAUGUAGUUACUGUCAGACUGGUUUGUGCUCAAGUCCUCUUUUUUCUGUACAGCUCAGUUUUUAAAAGUUAUUAGGGGGUUCAUGUUUUCUAUGAUUGACACCUGAUACAGCCUAUGAGUGUACAAAGACUGCGUAGCUCACCUGGGGAUACGCAGUUUGAGCCGAGCGUCAUCACAGCGACUCUCACGCUGCAUGUGUACAAUGCUACUGCGCACGAAGUGGAGAAAAUCCAGAGAGCAAUUUGGCUUCAGAUUCAUAUAAUUUGUCCGUAGUAUAUCCAGUCUAUGUUAUGAAGUCUAUAAUUGGAUUUUGUUGCACCCACCCAUUCAAAGUCUCUCUGUAGGAGGCGUGAUCACUUACAUAAAAUCGUUACCAAACUGUGAUCUUAAAAAUAGUCAUGGAUUAUUCAGCUGUAGAGAAUGAAGUCUUAUGUUCAGUUAUGAACCAUUCAAAAGUUUAUAAAAUUAAAUGUAAAUCCUCUGAACAUUUUAUUUAUAAGCUCUGUUUUGUUGUUGUAGCUGAAAAUUAAUUUUAUAACCACAGACGAAGUAAUAAUCCACAUUUUUUCCCUCCAUUGCUUCGAUCUCCUCACAUCUUGGUAAGUCGUUGAUAAAGGUUUUAAAAACUGCUUUUCUAGUUUUCGUAUUUUAGCAAAUGUUUCACGUGUUUCCCCACAGUCUUCUCUUUCUCAUCAAGUUUUAAUAAUUCAUGUUUUUAUUUCUUUGAAGAAAACCAAAAGAAACCAAAAAAGAAGAAAGAGGAGGCAAACGGCACAACAGAAGCAAAGCUGAAAGAGGCCAAACCCAAAAAAACAAAGACCAAAAAAAGUGAAGAUGUGAUCGAAGAGGCCAGUCCUGCAGUUCAAAGUGAGAAACUUCAACAUCCCUCUGAUAUUUCCAACAUUUCCAACAAAGGAAGCUGAUGAAAAACUGUGAUAUUACACACAUCUCUGCUCUGAUCUAACAACAUUAUUUCCUCUUGACCGUAGAUGGAAAGAAAGUGAAGAAAAAGAAACCAGAAAAAGAGAAAGAAGAACCAGAAAAGGAGAAAGAAAAAGAGCCAAAGAAGAAAGCCAAAAGUGCUCCAAAGAAGAAGAAAGGUUCGUCAUUCGUAUCAUUUUUAAACUCUGCCAUCAGAAAACUCUGUUUUUAUCAGAACUUUGUUAAAUGUUUGAAUAUUUCUGCAGAUUCAGGCUCAGAUGACGAGGACGAUGAUGACGAGGACGACGACACCCCCAAAAAGAAGACAAAGAAAAAGACGACAAAGGAUAGCUCUCCAUCUGCGAGUUCUGCCAAAGAGAAGAAAUCCAAGUCCAAAGGUAUGACAAGAAGCAGGAAAACGGUGUUGUAAAGGCAUUAACGGCGUGUUCUGGACAGACUUAUGUCCUUAAGAGGAUUACAUGAUUUUAUUCUGUAAUGGUGAGUAAGUGGAAACACUGACAUGGAGGUAACAGAGGAAACAAAACACAGCAAUCAUCAACCAAACAGUGCACCUUUAAAUACACAACUGUGGAAAAUGUCAUUAAAACGGCUGCAACAGUCAGAACCUGCACAUUUCCUACUCUCACUCACACAGAGGAGUUUGGCUCGACUCCCGUGUUUGUCUUCUGUGGCUCUCUAAUUUUGCAGGAGGUCUGGAAAAUGUUAAGUAAUAUAAAUGAUAUAAACAUGAGGGUUAAUUUUCCAAACUGUUGAACAUAUUCUCCAUUAGUGAGUCAAUUAGUGAGCAAUGAUAAGCAAACUCCAGGAGCUGGAUUACACAGAGUUCUGUAGACCAUCAAACUUUCCUGAAAACUUUGAUAAAUGCUGGUCAGUCAUGGUUUUUAAUUUAGCUUAAAAUUUGGUAAAUAUUAGAGUAGUUUAAUAAGAAUCCUUUUAACCCCAGAAGAGGUGUCGUUGUACUUUUACAUAUAAAUAUUGUUAAAAUGUUGGAUGUCAAUACUCAGUGUGCUGGAGUAAUCCCCGAAUGAAUCUAAAGGCAGCUCUGAGUGACUGAAAUCAGCAGGAUCAGCAUAACAUUUGCUCACACUGUGACAUAAACAGUCGGCGAAUCUCCGUAUAAGGACAAAGUUGUCAUUUUAAAAAGAAAAACAUACUUUGGCAACAGUGAAAGAGGCUUCUAGAGUGCGAGGUUGUGGAGUACGAGUAGGACUUUUUGAGAGACGAUAUCUGUAAAGAGAGUUUUUUAGACACAAGGCCUUUGGAAGUGAAGAAACUACAACAGAAGAACAAUACUAACCUGCUAACCUUUCAUGCUAACCUCGACUUUAGCAUCUCUGUCUUUGUUUAGUUUAAUAUGUUAGACGAGUCCUGAACUAUUGAACCAGUGGACCAGAGCUAAUUUAUUUUAAUGGACUAAUACAACAGAAUACAAUUUAAAAACAUUAUAAAGAUGGCCACAGAUUUCAGCCCUGGACUUCUUUGGUUCAUUCAAACAGAAAAUUACAUUCUGAAGGAUAAACUUGUGGGUUUAGGAUAAAGUUGUGGGUGAGAGAAAUCUCAGACGAUACGGCUGAAUGAGAAAACCUGAGAGUCUGUGUGUAAAUAAAGAACUUUGGUUUACCAAGAGCCGCUAAGGUUAGCAUAGCCAGCACCACCAGCCUUCGGUCCUCCUUCCAGGUUCAUGCCCACAUCUCCGUUUCAUUGACACAUACCUCCUGUUGAGUGGUUACAUUCCAGUUUAACCAAUUUAACCAGUCUACAUGCAACUUUAUCUCCAUUUUAUAGAAAACAAAAUAGCCAAGUUUUGUCACUUUAACACAAACAUCGUUAUGGGCCUGUAAAAACACGGCUCUGGGCCUGUAAUGUGGUGAUACUUUUUUAGGGCCCCGAGUUUCAUCUUCAUGUUUCUCCUCCUGAUGACUUCAGGGUCUUCUUUUGAUCCAGGGGACUUAUGACUCCUUUGACUCAACCUAACAUUUCAUAAGAGUGAGUUUCAUCCAUUCACACCUCAGUAUUGGAUAACUGUACCAUAAGCCUCAGAGUGUUGCUCAUUCCUCCUAAUUAUGCUGUUGGAUCAUCUCCAGAGCUUUUGCCUUAGAGCUCAACUUAACCUCCUGCCACCUCAGUCAUGUCAGUGAUGCCUGCUUGAACUUGUUUGUGGCUCCGUGCCCCUCCUGUACAGUAAAGAGACAAAUGUUUAUGGUAACCACGGAGGAAGCCUCAGAGAAGUCGACUUCUCUUUCGCUUUGACAGUCGAGCUAAAAUUAAUGCAGCAGGUAUGAAUGCACUUGUUUAGUCUGCAAAAUAAACACUGUCACCAUGUAGUCAGAGCCAGAAUUACUAAUAAGUUGAACCAGUGAAAGAUAGUUUUAUUAUUAUAGGCCUGAAAUGAAAGUCAAAUGUUGUGUCAAAGCUGUAAUGCUGCCAUGAGCCACUAGUUGGGGCUGUAGCCCAGCGAUGGCUGCUGCCAUCACAUGUAAAGUGAUAGAUGGAAUCUUAAAGGUUUGUUUGGUAACAUUUAAUCUAGAAAAUGGAGGUUAAGAUAUGUGGACGCUGUGUCUGGUUAGAGUGUGGAUAGUAAUAUGUAAAGACUGAAAGAUGGUGGUACUAGCUCUGCUAAUGUUAGCCACACCAACAAAUUUCUGACAAAUUUUUUUCCUCUGAUUUCUGUACUAAUACUUUUUUUGUCCUCUUUCUGUUUUUUGGACUUGAUUAAACUUAACAAGCGGGCCACGUUUGCUUCCAAUAAAUUGAGCAGAGGAGGAUGAAAGUGUCUGUUUUUGAAUGAAAAGAGGAAAAUCAAUUAUAAACAAAAAAAAUUAAGAAAACAGGUAAAUUAGUCUGAAAAAUGGGAAAAAAUAUUCCGGAAGACAGAAAAAAAAAAAGACUGAAAAACAGAAGCAAGAGUUGAAAAGAUCCUCAAAAUACAAAACGCAAAUUUAGUGUAAAGGCAGCUGUUUGUUCAGUUUAUCUAGUAAUCUAAAAAAAAUCAGUUUAAGAUGAAAUCUACAACAAAAUGUGGGUUAAAUUUUUUAAUUAUGAUGUUAUGUCUCACUAUCACUCCAACAUGAUUAUAAUAGAUGAAGAAAUAUCACACUGUAUUUAUUUCUUGAUAUUUUCCAGACAGUCUCGGCCAUUUUUAACUUUGAUUGAACGUUUUAAAAAAAAAUCAUCAUUUCUCAAAGUACUUCGCUCAGCAAAUAUUUGGCUGCAUUCCUGAAGUUCUUGAUUGUCACCACUAAGCAGCUCUCCCAGUUGUUUUGUACACAGAUUCUUCAAUAUGAAAAAAAACACAAUUCAAAACGCCACAGGAUAUGUGGCACAAGGUUUCAGCGAGGAAUUCAACGUUCUUAGUCUCAAUAUCUUUAAAGUUAUGCGCCCUCAGUGUCAGCGGUUUGUGUCCCUCUUAUGUAAACAGAGACAGAAAGGAGAGUAAAUACCUACGAGCAGUGUUUCUUGGGUUUGAAAUACCUCAGUGCUAAAUUAUAUGCAUCAAACCAUCAGCCAGAUACGGUUGCUUCAUCGAGAAAAACUGAUUACUUCUCAAAAUCUCGAAUGCUCCGAAUCUGCCAAGAAAGCAGAAACAAAAACAGGAGCAGAUCUCAAACUGAGUAAACAAAAUCUCUGCAUGCUGCAAACUGGAAUACUCCAACAAGUCUGUCCAGAGUUGUUUCCCAAUGAUUGACUUCGAUAAGUCCAAAACAAAAAGCCAAGAAAUGUGUGUUUUUGACUUUAAGAAUAAUUGAAUUAUUCAUCGCUGUGUGUGCGUAAGUUUUCAGGUUUGCUAACACAGUCAAGGGCAGAUGAAACUUUUCUUAACUUUGCUUGUUUUUUGUCAUUCAGAGGAGAAAGAUUCUGAAGGCAAAGAGAAAAAGUCCAAAUCCAAAGACAAGGACAAGAAAAAAGAACCAGCUUCGAUGUUCCAGAUAAACGGAGAGAAAGACUCAAAAAGCAAGAAGAAAGGUGAUAACAUUUUUAUAAACUCUCUAAAUCGACUAACCUUCCCUUUAUGCACAGAGAUCUGACAGCCUGUUAAUGUUGAAUUUAUCAAAAAAAAAGUUCUGACUGAAUGGAAAUCCCUUAACAGCAGCCAAAUCCGACAGUGAUGACAGUGAAGAGGAGACAAAGUCGAGUAAACCUAAGAAGAAAUCCACCGCUGGCUCAGCGUCCAUGUUCCAGACCUCAGGAGACAAGGACAAGGACAAGGACAAAGACAAGGACAAGGACAAGAAGACAAAAAAGAAAGGCAGGUUAAGUCGAAACUUUAACCUCUUUUUGGGUCACGAACAAGUGUUUAACAACUCUAAUUUUUAUUUCAGCAAAGGCAGAAGAGAGUGAUGAUUCCGACUCAGAAAAAGAGGAAAAAUCCAAAAAGAAGAAGGGCAAAGGAAAGAAGAAGAAGGUAUUUGAGAGUCCGCCAAAAACCUGAGAGACAUGUUUUAGUUAUUUAAAGUCGUGUCAGAGAGGUGAGUCGAUAAAUCAAACGAUUCUGUUCCAGGAAAGAUCUCCGUCUCCUGAGAUUGUGUUUGACGACUUGGAGAAGUUUGUGAUGCAGCCAGCUGUGCAGGGCACCACCAUCAAGUGCCGAGUGACCCGAGACCAGAGGGGGGUGGAUAAGAGUCUCUACCCUCUGUACUACCUCCACCUCGACAACGAGAAAAAAGUAGGUGGUAAUAAUCUUUAAUAUGCUUUGAUAUCAUCCACUUUGUCAUGUCUCAUCCUCAAGACAGCUACAAGCUUUUACUUCUUCUACAGAAGAAGAACUUUAUUUUAUCCCCAAAGGGAAAUUCAAUAUGAUAUAAAUCAUUCUAUAAUUCUAUAAUGAUAAAAAUAAUAAUAAUAAUAAAAAUUAUAAAAUAAAAUAAAAAUUAUAAAUAAAUAAAUAAUAAUGAUAUAAAAUAAAAAUUAAUUGAAAUAAAAUAAAAUAAUAAAACAAAUGAAAAUCGUUAUGAAUAAAUAAAUAUAAUAAAAUAAUGAAACAAAAUAAAAAUGAAAUAAAAAAUGAAAUAGAAAAUUAAAUUAAAAAAUAAAAUAAAUAAAAUAAAAAAUAAUACUUUAAAUUUAUAUAAAUAAUAUAUUAUAUUCAAAUCCAAAAUUCAGUGCGCUCGAGGUCAUUAUAUGUUAUUAUGAUGUAAGGAGCAUUUAUGAGUACUCCUCUGCAGUGACAUGAGGACACCAGACUACAUCUGGUACAUCACUGUACAUGAUAUUGCUCUGUGUCUUUGGCUCUAACAGGACAUUUUCUCUGUUUUGUCUUUCUUCUACGUAGACGUUUCUGUUGGCUGGAAGGAAACGAAAGAAAAGUGCAACUUCCAAUUACCUCAUCUCCAUUGAUGCCACUGAUUUAUCCAGAGGAGGGGAGAACUUUGUUGGAAAGUUGAGGUACGCUGCACAUAGAAACUCACUUACGCCAAACUUAGCUUACUUCAGUGUAUGUUCUUCACCAUUUAAUAUAUUUUCAGGUCUAAUCUGAUGGGGACAAAGUUCACAGUUUUUGAUAACGCGCUGAAUCCAGAAAGAGCUCUUCCUGACUUGUCUAAUGCCAGGCAAGAAUUAGCGGGCAUCAUCUAUGUAAGUCAUGAGACGUCUGAAAUACUGCUCAGAGUUUGGUUGAUUAGAAAGAAAACUUCAUUCUUAAAGUAUAAAAAAAACAAGGCCUCAUUUAGAAUUUUUUUUUUAUUGCACCAGGAAACAAACGUCUUAGGAAUGAAAGGUCCCAGAAGGAUGACGGUGGUUAUUCCAGGAAUGGACAAGGACAACGAUCGAGUCCCGCUACGACCAAGAAAUGUACGCUGAAGGUUUUUCUUUCUGUCAUUGUUAUGACUAACGUAAAUGGCAUGCACUUAUCAAAAUAAAGAAAUGCCCAGACUAAGUCACCAGGGACCAAACAGAGCUUCUUCUUAUUUAACGGGGGAUCCAUGACAGUCUCCUGAUAAUUUAGAUUCAGAAGAACUCCUGUUUGUACCUCUGUGCAGUCUUCAGUUCCUAAACUUAAUUAAUUAAAUCGUUUAAACCGAAUCACUAAAAAUAAAAGUGUGUUUUAUCAAUGGAUUGGUUUUCAUUUGGUUGUAAUUUGGAGCAAACCUUUUGGCAGGGAGGUUCUGGGUCAUCAGUCGUCUAUCUCCAGACUCUGAUAUCUUGACUUCAGUCAUGACUGUUGAUAAAUAAGAACAACAAACCGCCAAAAUGUGAAACCUCAUCACAUUUUCUUCAUUUUGUUUUUGCUCUGCAGGAAUGUGACGGCCUGUUGUUAAGAUACCAGAACAGACGGACGGAAAAUUUGAUCGAGCUUCGCAACAAGACGCCCGUGUGGAACGAAGAAACGGCGUCUCACGUGCUCAACUUCAACGGCAGGGUCACGCAGGCUUCGAUUAAGAACUUCCAGAUAGUCCACAACAAAGACUGUGAGUACUGUCAGGCGAAGUUUCUAGGAUGAUGUCGUGGUCCACAAUCAUUCCUGACCAAUCACAAUGACCGACGGGAUGAUGUUAAAAUUAAGAGGGGCUGUUCCAGACGACAAUGUCAGUCACUCACUUGGUUUCUGAAAAGCAUCUUCAUCAUUAUAGUUCUUGGAUGUCACGUUAGAAAGGCGGGGAUGUUGUUAUCUUUCAGCAUCAUCUCCAUCAGUCUUUCUUCUGUUUGUUUAUGCUCAUGACUUUCUCGGGUACAGUGCGCUCUGACAUGACGCUAGGGCUGGGCGUAUAUGGCCUCAAAUCAAUAUCACAAUAGAUUAAUAUUAAAUUUUAAGUUUAUCGCCCGGCCCUAUGUGAAACUACACAUUAUAGAAAAAAAUCAAGCGUGCUAGUCUGCCUGUCAGGUGUUGUGAGUCGUCUCGUCCAAAACUCUGCGUCUGCCAGAUCCUGCUGUAACUGUGCUGACAACCUGGAGUCUCAAUCGCUCACUCUCUCUGUCUUUGUUACAGACUGGAUGGGGUGGAGUCACGUCUCUGAUGUAGGACAGCGUCUUAAAGGGACAUGAGACCAUAGCCUACCUACACACAUCCAAAACCAACUUUGAUUUCUUACUUUCAGAUACCAUCUUAUCCAAUCUUAAUCCACUUGGCAGCCUUUAGCGAGUUGUGUCGUAAAUUUUCAGUUUAUCGCCCGGCCCUAUGUGAAACUACACAUUAUAGAAAAAAAUCAAGCGUGCUAGUCUGCCUGUCAGGUGUUGUGAGUCGUCUCGUCCAAAACUCUGCGUCUGCCAGAUCCUGCUGUCACUGUGCUGACCCCCAGCCAUGCGUAAACCUCCACUCUCUGCUCCUCGCAUUUCCUGUCUUUCAAGUGCGCUGUUUAAUAAAGACAAAAAUGUCCUAAAAGGGGUGCCGCUGGCCUCACGGUUUAAGCAUGCACCCCAUGUACAAGUGCUGUUGUCUUCAAGCAGGCGGGCCGGGUUCAUCUCUAGCCUGCAGCCUGUUACAGACAUGUCAUUCCUGCUCUAUUGACAGUCCUAUCCUCUCCAGAAUAAAGGUGAACAAGUCUAAAAAAACUAAUGUAAAAGUAGAAAAGAUGGUUUAAAAAAGAAGAAAAAAAAGCUUUGCAGUCACAAGAUUCAGUUUUACUAAGAAAAAAAACUUUGUUGACCGCCCCUGGCUUUGGGCUGUCAUCUGGUUGCCAUUUUUGGCUGUAAGCGAACAAUGAAGACAGCUUUAAAAAACGGAGAAUCAUUAGAGUUACUGCAGUCGCUCCUCAGGCUGAAGUGUUAAUGUUUCAGUCCUGUGAUUUACCCUCUGGAGCCUCUUCAGGUCAACAUUUCAACAGAUUUUGGUUUUUGUCUUUGAAUAUUUUGAGCAUCAGUGACAUUAGCUGAUUUUUAUUGAACACAUCGGGACAUUUAGGCACAUUAUGAGCAAACAAUGAAAUAAUAAAACAAUGAAAGCAACUGUCAAAAGUAAAGUUAUGACAAAUCAACUUAUACACUUACAGUUUACAUAACCGACAUGUAAAAUAAACAUAAGGUUAAAUAGAUGUUAGACUAACAAUAAUAUUUAAAAAGUACAUCUUAUUCAGGGGCAACAGAAAACAUUUCCAUAUAACUCAAAGGGCUGGGCGAUAAACCGAAGAUUUACCGUUACAGAAAUUUACGACAAUAACCAACGUCAUUUAGCCGAUGUCAAUAUAUUCGGUGUCAAAAUAAUAAAUAAAUCAAAGUUGGUUUUGGAUGUGUGUAGGUAGGCUAUGGUCUCAUGUCCCUUUAAGACGCUGUCCUACGUCAGAGACGUGACUCCACCCCAUCCAGUCUGUAACAAAGAGGGAAAGACAGGUGAGGAGAUGGAGGACGGAGAGAAAGUUGUAGCGGCUGAAGUAGACGAAGUUAAUGUGGGAGGGGGUGAGCAGCUUGUGGAGUAGUUAUCGUCUAUUUAUCGUUAUCGAGGUGAACUGAUCAAUAUAUCGUGAUAUUGAUUUGAGGCCAUAUCGCCCAGCCCUAAUAACGCUGUACAUUCAUAAGUUUAAGAUACUAACAAACAGUUUAAAUUCUAUCAUUAAAAUGUUCAAAUGUUAUAAUAUUGGUCAAAUUAUUGUUUCUAAUUUUCACAACAAUCCUCUGUUUUCUCCAGUGGACUACAUCGUGAUGCAGUUCGGACGAAUAGCCGACGACAUUUUCACUCUGGACUUCAACUACCCGCUGUGCGCCGUGCAGGCCUUCGCCAUCGCCCUCUCCAGCUUUGACGGCAAGAUCGCCUGUGAAUAA
Molecule: messenger RNA, 12092 nt
Organism: Xyrichtys novacula (pearly razorfish)
Lineage: Eukaryota; Metazoa; Chordata; Actinopteri; Labriformes; Labridae
Source: the annotation of a GenBank genome assembly